AUGGCUUCUGCCCAAGCUGCCGUUGGGCUACCUUCUCCCUCAUCCACCCAGGAUGACAUCGACACGGACGAGUCUACUGAACACGAUGAGACUGAUGACGACGACGAAAUUCACAUGAGCCCAGCCAUGCGAAAGCUACAGAGAGCCAAGCCUGCCACCAUUCGCCAGGCAGAGCAGUAUGUCGACAAGCUUGAUGUCUCCGUUGAGGACAAAGCCAUGAUCAAGAAGCACUGUGUCGCCAUUCUCCGCGUGCAGAAGAGGGCUCAUGAGCGAGAUCAUGAGAAGGCACACGCCAAAGGCUACCGUCAGGGUGACAAGUCAGCUCGCAAGAUUCUGAACCAACAGAUGCAAGACGUACUCGACAUGAACCGGGAGAAUCUGGGCAGGGUCAAAGAGCUAGAGUCAGCGAUCAAGAAGGAGCAGGCAAAGGUAGCGGCCGUCACCCGAGAAGCUGCCAUCAGGGGCAUUGAGCUUCCCUAUGCACGCGCCGCCGCGGUGAAGAGAGCACGUGCUCUCACCAGCCCAAGUGGCAGCUCUGUGGCGGAGGCAAUUUGCAUUGAUCAAGAUUGA
This is a messenger RNA of Colletotrichum gloeosporioides, 570 nucleotides long. RefSeq lists its product as uncharacterized. The coding region runs from base 1 to 570 and encodes 189 amino acids. NCBI's taxonomy places the organism in Eukaryota, Fungi, Ascomycota, Sordariomycetes, Glomerellales, Glomerellaceae. The record is from RefSeq and is a predicted model, not a curated record. The transcript has a single exon.